CUUCGGCCCCGGGUCCUCUAGGAGGUGCCACUUGGCAUCUUUGAGAAGGUGUACGGGGUUAUCUGGGGUUAUGUCGCUUUCCUUGCUUUGUUACACCUCAUUUUUUCCUCGUCUUGGUGCUUUUUGUAAGCACACAGUAGUUUUUGUAGGUGUUUCUUAUAGCUCUGCUAGUCUCUGAUACUUUUUCUAGCUGGCAGCAUGUUAAAAGAGAAAAAUACACUUUUUAACAGUCAGGGCAAGAGGAGGGAUUCUGGGCAAUUAGACUUCUUCAGAUCUCCAUUUGAUGGCUAGGAGUACAGGCACCUAGAAUUAUUACAAGCUAUUCCACAAUUAGAAAGCCUUGUCCCAAACAGGCAGGCAUAAUGGUAGUGGUGCUUUCCAAAAACGAACAAAUUUCAAACUGCUUAUCUUACGCUUUUAUUAGUAUUGUCAUCUUACAAGUUUAUAUCAUACUUAGGUUGCAGCAUGGUCUGUGUUUGCAUGUAGCACUGCUUGUAUGAGGUAAUGAUGUGAAUUAUUCUUGCUCUAUAGUCCUAGCUUGACCUCUGGCCUCUGUUGAGAUGCCAUAGCCCCUGCCUGUGGGGGAUUUUUGCAAUGAUGAAAGGUCCCCUCCUGACUUCCAUGCCUGCUUUUCUUCAUGCUGGGGUGAGAAACCUUGUAAGAACCAUUUCUGGUUGCAUAUGAUGAAGCAAGAGUAUUGUUAUUUCCAACACUUUAAAGCUGUAUAGAUAGCAUUGUAUUAAUCUCUGAGUAUCAUGGUAACUGGUACUCUUUGUUUUUGGAAACUCAUAUCUGUGUUUGUAGUUGAAAAAUUAGCUGCAUUGUGAAAUCAGUUGUGGUGUGAUUUCCACAUCUCUUCACACAAAUUCUGUUUGCCCAGUAAGAACAAUGACUUCAUCAUAGUGACCAACUUUACUAGAGUUGAUAUCCACAAGUUAAGGAUUUGCUAGGAGCACCCCCUGUGCAGGCAUAUCUGAUCAUAUUCAUGGUAUUUCUGUCUGGUUGGUUGCACAGUCAAAAGUUUUUAUUUACCGAGGGUCACAAAACUGUUUGUUAUUACAUUUCAGUGUAAGACCUAGUGGGGCCAUUUUGGAAGACAAAGGAAAUGUGUUAUUUUUACCAAGUGCUUUGGAGUUUAUGUUACUUACUAAAUACUUUAAGUUUUGUGCUCUUUCAAUAUGUCUUGGAAGCAAGAUCAUAAAGCACCAGAAUCAAGCUGAAGGAUGUGUGAGAAGAGAAAAUUGCAAGAGGAAAUACCAUGUUGCUUGAUUCGAGGAGGGAGCCAUGAAGUGGUGGAAAGAAGUGAAUAGGCAAAGAAUUCUAGAAGUUGGAAUCCUUGCCAAGUCCUACAUUGAUCAAGGGCGGCUUAUUCCAGAUGACAUCAUGACACAGCUAAUGCUGACUGAGCUAAAAGGUCUAGAUCAGUACAACUGGCUGUUGGAUGGUUUCCCCAGAACAGUUGCUCAGGCGGAAGCCCUGGAUAAAGAAUGUCACGUAGACACUGUAAUUGACCUAGACGUGCCAUUUGAGACCAUAAAGUGUCGGCUCACAGCACGUUGGAUCCACCCUGCGAGUGGCAGAGUCUACAAUCUUGAAUUCAGUCCUCCCAAAGUGCAGGGCAUUGAUGAUAUUACUGGUGAGCCACUUGUUCAGCGUGAUGAUGACAAGCCAGAGACGGUUAGCAGGAGGCUGCAGGCUUACGAUGCACAAACAAAACCUGUUCUAGAAUAUUAUCGGGAAAAAGGGUUAUUGAAAUCCUUCUCUGGAACAGAAACCAAUAAGAUCUGGCCACAUAUCUAUGCUUUCCUUCAAACCAAGUUGCCAGAUGUGAGCCAGAAAAAUGAUGCCGUUCCCAGGUGAAAAUAGGUCAGACUUCUGCUCAUCUGUCAUCACUCGAUCUUGAUUACAUGAGACUCAGCCAUCAAGGAUUUUUCCACAUAGUCUACCAGACUGAUCAACAAUUAAAGUCCAAUGCUGUCCUUAAUUUACAUUAUGAUAGAAUUGUGAUGCCUGUGGUUCUCACUUUAAUGCUGUAAUUUUUUAUAUUAAAUAUACCUAAUUUCUAAAAUAUAGUAACUAACUUUAACAAAA
Messenger RNA from Myiozetetes cayanensis, 2091 nucleotides. It is a transcript of the gene AK3, whose product is annotated as adenylate kinase 3. The coding region runs from base 1285 to 1860 and encodes 191 amino acids. Gene Ontology annotation, cellular component: cytoplasm; mitochondrion. The record is from RefSeq and is a predicted model, not a curated record. Gene Ontology annotation, molecular function: AMP kinase activity; ATP binding. NCBI's taxonomy places the organism in Eukaryota, Metazoa, Chordata, Aves, Passeriformes, Tyrannidae. The transcript is spliced from 5 exons. Gene Ontology annotation, biological process: nucleobase-containing compound metabolic process.